Messenger RNA from Vicia faba (fava bean), 465 nucleotides. NCBI's taxonomy places the organism in Eukaryota, Viridiplantae, Streptophyta, Magnoliopsida, Fabales, Fabaceae. The record is from the annotation of a GenBank genome assembly.
AUGAAAAACAUUGAUGGCAAAGCAAGUGGGUGUGUGUGCGGUGGGAAUGAUGAGGCUAAUUUUUUUUGGUAUUAUAUUUAUAAACACAAACAUUGGACAGAUUUUAAUGUUAUUGUGGGCACACAGAUACACACACAUGCCUUAUUCUUCAACUUCACAAUCACACCCCUAUUCCAUUUCCAACACCUAAUCUAUCACCACCCCUUAUCUCUCCUUCUGCAAUUCCAACAACCCAACAUAAAAAAAUUGUUUUUUCGAACACCCUUUCGGUUUUUUGAUCGGAAGGUUGAAUUGCAGGAGGGUUAUUUAUAUUAUUUAUAUGAUUUAUCUUCUGGGUUCUUAUGUUCUUCGUUGGCAAUGAAUUGGCAUCCACUAUGGAUUGUUUGGGCUUCAUCUGCUGCAAGUAUGGAGAUCGAGAGAUUUGCUCCGUCUGCAGUUCUUGGAUUUAUAGCAUCAUGUCUUUGA